Synchiropus splendidus (mandarinfish) is the source of this 1480-nucleotide messenger RNA. RefSeq names its product cysteine-rich hydrophobic domain-containing protein 2. Lineage: Eukaryota; Metazoa; Chordata; Actinopteri; Syngnathiformes; Callionymidae. The coding region runs from base 186 to 698 and encodes 170 amino acids. The transcript is spliced from 6 exons. The record is from RefSeq and is a predicted model, not a curated record.
UUGAUGUUUUGUUUCAGGGUCUGCUGGACGCGGUGAACUCUGCUUUGCUCUCGAGUCGUUUAACGUUCGCGUGAGCGGCGCAGUCGGUCCCCCUUGAUACACAUUUGCCUGGUUCGGUUCCUCUGCUCACCGGCAUCGUGCCUCUCCCGGCGUCUCAACCGGGAAGCGCGACUCCGAGCCGUGCCAUGAUGGAGGACUUCGACGAGAUCUACGAAGAAGAGGAGGAGGAAGAGGAGGACGAGGACAGGGCCGCGGAGGAACAGCUGCUGAAGUACGCACCGGACCCGGUGGUGGUGCGGGGGUCUGGCCACGUCACUGUGUUUGGACUAAGUAAUAAAUUCGAGUCAGAGUUCCCUUCAGCUCUGACAGGAAAGGUGGCUCCAGAAGAGUUCAAAGCCAGUAUCACGCGUGUGAACGGCUGCCUAAGAAAGACGCUGCCGGUGAACGUGCGGUGGCUGCUGUGUGGCUGCCUGUGCUGCUGUUGCACCCUGGGCUUCAGUUUGUGGCCCGUCAUCUGCCUUAGCAAGAGGACAAGAAGAUCGCUAGAAAAGCUUCUUGAGUGGGAGAACAGCCGACUGUACCACAAGUUGUGUUUGCACUGGAAACUAAGCAAAAGAAAGUGUGAAACCAACAACAUGAUGGAAUAUGUGAUCCUAAUAGAGUUUCUACCUAAGAUCCCUAUCUUCAGACCGGACUAGUCGGCCGUGGUCUGAUUCCCAACCUCUGCUGCUGCACAGCUCCGUCAGAGCCACUCCAGCUGUCAGGCUCCCAACUUACUACCCUUCCUGGAAUAUUUCUUAUGUUUACAGGGUAGCAUCAGUCCUCACCCUCUUCUAAUAAACCCUUGUUUACAAAUCCCACCUGUUCCCGAGGUUCCCCUGCUUGAGCCGUGAUGCUGACUGGAAACUUGUGCUUGGCCUGGGAACCUGAAACGGCUCCGGGAUGCUCCAAUGGGAAUCUCAUCACUCGUUUCUUACCAACCUAAAGCACAUGAGACACUUGUGCCCGUAUGUCCUCAGACCUCACCCUCCAGUGCACUCCCUCAUGCUUGUGUCCCACUUGGCUUGGACUCCGACGGGCACCAAAGGAACCUGCUCUGAAGUCAGCCUGUUUGCAGAAAGACGAAAGCCUCUGGAACAUCAACCAAACCGGUCGUCCUGACCACAUUUUUGGGGCCCUAUCACCCUACUCUGGUGACAAUCACACAGCCUGGCUGCACUCUGGGUCCAGCUGGACACUUCAUGAGUUGGUCCUGAUCCCUUUUGCUUUGUGGCCAGUCAGAGAAGAAAUUUCAUUUUGACUUCUUUGUUCUCCCAAAUUCAGAUUUCUUUGGUGAAGGACUCGCUGUUAAUAUUGUUUGUGUGUGUGUUUUUUGUUUUUUUUGUUACUGUACAUCAGCCUUCUUCUUUCUUAUGUUUGCCAUUUUUUAUUUAUAUGUCCACAUUAAACAGUGUCUUAUAGUUGAACCAAAAACCCAUGC